This is a messenger RNA of Cariama cristata (Red-legged seriema), 1084 nucleotides long. It is a transcript of the gene OSTM1, whose product is annotated as osteopetrosis associated transmembrane protein 1. The transcript has 6 exons. Gene Ontology annotation, cellular component: cytosol. NCBI's taxonomy places the organism in Eukaryota, Metazoa, Chordata, Aves, Cariamiformes, Cariamidae. The record is from RefSeq and is a predicted model, not a curated record. Bases 1 to 849 code for a protein of 282 amino acids.
AUGCGAGGGCUGUACCGGAGCGGAGCUGGGCCGUACGCGAGUGGAUGUGGGGUCCUCGGAAAGGCGGGCGGGUCCUACCCUGAGGCCCUGCUGCUUCACCCUUCCCUGCGGCGCUGCGGUGUGACCGCGGGUGUCUCGCCCUGGUCCUGCAUGGAGGCUGAGGAGAGGCGGCGUGUUAGGCCAGGCCCGGGUGCAGCUGGUGGCAUGACCUGUGACACUAAGGCCGUGAGCAGGGCACCCGUGUUUUGGAAUUCUUCUGAGAGCCACAAUUGUGCCAAAAGCAUCUUGACCUCAGACAGGCUGCAGAUAGUUGUGACCCUUUCGGAGUUCUUUAACGAAACCUGGGAGGCAGCCAACUGUGCAAAUUGUUUAAAGAACAACAGUGAGGGAUUAUCAAAUUCUACUGUAGAAUUCCUGGAUUUAUUCAAUAAAUCGCUGACAUGUUUUGAACGUAACCUUCAGGGACAAACCGUGUCUCUGUCACCAAGUAACUACACAGAAGUAUGUCAAAACUGCAACGAAACCUACAAAAUGCUGAGUGACCUAUAUAACAACUUGCAAAGGAUGAACAGGCAAGGCGGUGAGUCUGGGCACGCCGCACACUUGUGUAUCGACGUGGAAGAUGCAAUGAACAUCACUCGGAAGCUUUGGAGCAGGACUUUCAACUGCUCUGUUCCCUGCAGUGAUACAGUCCCAGUGAUUGCAGUUUCAUCCUUUAUUCUCUUCCUACCUAUUGUUUUUUAUCUUAGCAGCUUCCUUCACUCAAAGCAGAAGAAACGGAUACUCAUUUUGCCCAAGCGCAUCCAGUCAAAUGCCAGUCUUGUGAACAUCCAAGAAAAAUACAGCUGAGCUGCAAAACAAAACCUGAGAACUGCUGCUGGUAUACAGUGGGUACAAUUGUGUUGGAAUGAGGCCGGCACAAAAGAGGAGUUAAUUAUGGUUUAGUGUAAUGAUACAGAGCAACACAAGUUAAACAAAAUGCCGUCUGACUUCUAAGCGAGGAUAUUAACAAACAUGACAAGGCAGGGCUGUGUGACACUGUAUGGACUCUGGUUUUGAAAAAUCUGUGGGUUUUUUCAGUCUC